Molecule: messenger RNA, 1267 nt
Organism: Camponotus floridanus (Florida carpenter ant)
Lineage: Eukaryota; Metazoa; Arthropoda; Insecta; Hymenoptera; Formicidae
Product: dynactin subunit 5
Exons: 4
Coding region: 102-647 (181 amino acids)
Source: RefSeq, a predicted model, not a curated record
GCGGACUGUGUCGUUGACAGAGUUGUUAUUCACUGUUGAAGCGUUGUUUAUUUAUAAUAAUUUGAACAACAUAUGAUUAUAUCGUCCAAGAUCAUAUCGAGAUGGAACCGCAAGAUAUUUAUUAUAACAAAGCCGAAUAUGUUGAAACGGCUUCAGGAAAUAAGGUGAGCAGAUUGACAGUACUAUGCGGCUCGCAAAACAUUGUAUUACACGGAAAAGUGAUAGUACAAUCUGAUGCUAUCAUUAGGGGUGAUCUGGCCAAUGUCAGGACUGGUCGCUAUUGCAUAAUUAGCAAGAAUGCAGUCAUCCGACCACCUUUCAAAAAAUUCAGCAGAGGGGUUGCCUUUUUUCCUUUAACAAUGGGAAACCAUGUGUUUGUGGGAGAGCGAGCCAUUGUAAAUGCAGCACUAGUCGGUUCUUACGUUUACAUAGGGAAGAAUGCCAUAAUCGGCAGGCGAUCGGUCUUAAAGGACUGUUGCUACAUCGAAGAUGGUGCAGUCGUGCCACCUGAGACUAUUGUGCCAUCCUUCACUCGUUUCGCUGGCAGUCCGGCAACAUGUGUCGAAGAGCUGCCCGAGUGCACGCUGGAUCUCAUGGUAGACUUCACGAAGAAUUAUUACGAGCACUUCUUACCGGCGCGAGUUUAAUCGCUUGUUCAGCGAUACACGUAUGGUAGUAAAAAAAUUUGUUCUUUUCAACCUAUGAUGCACAUAGGAUCAUUAAGGAAAAGAUCUAUUUAUUACAAAUAUAUAUUUUGCACAUUUACUUAUAAUAAUUUGAAAAGCAUAUGAUUAUAUCGUCUAAAGUUAUAUCGAGAUGGAAAUGCAGGAUAUAUAAGUAUUUAUAAGUAAUUUAUUUCACGAUAUCAUGUUACAUAGAAAAUGUUAAAAUAAUCUUCCCUUUAAAUUAUAUAUAUAGUUUCUAAAGAAACAACUUUUUAUACACUGCAUUAGUGCUCAUUUAAAGGAUCGGUUCAUGAUCUGCUGUUGGUGCAAAGAUAUGGAAGCAUUUAAAAAGUGAGAAGAAAUAAAAUUUCUUAUAAAAUCACUUUUAAAAUCUUCUUAUAAAAUUAAUUUAGUAUAUAAUAAGUAACAAAUGUCUUAUAUAACAAAUGGUUCUGUGGUUUUUUUUAUAAAUAUACAUUUCUGCUGGCAUUUAAUCAGAGUAAAUGAUUUUUACAUCCGAUAUUUCUUAUGUCGCAUAUACAUUUUGUCUAUAAAAAAAGUGUAACAAUAACAUAUUCGAAGACAAAUAAUGAAAUUUCUAC